This is a messenger RNA of Hypanus sabinus (Atlantic stingray), 1137 nucleotides long. It is a transcript of the gene ddit4, whose product is annotated as DNA-damage-inducible transcript 4. Gene Ontology annotation, biological process: response to hypoxia; apoptotic process; negative regulation of TOR signaling. Gene Ontology annotation, cellular component: cytoplasm. The transcript has 2 exons. Bases 96 to 740 code for a protein of 214 amino acids. Gene Ontology annotation, molecular function: 14-3-3 protein binding. Lineage: Eukaryota; Metazoa; Chordata; Chondrichthyes; Myliobatiformes; Dasyatidae. The record is from RefSeq and is a predicted model, not a curated record.
UGACUGUGUUCCACUCUGGUUUGGGGACCAGUGUUGGUUGGGCUUUGUUUCGUCUGUCAUUCAUUGGUGACUCGGCCCUCUACUUUGUAUGAAAGAUGUGUCACGGACGCGCUGCGGUUCCCACUCCGUCGCCUUUGCCCCCUUCCUCCUGGGGUAAACUGCUGCAGAGGAUCGCCGAUCUGACCGGCAGCUCCCCGGCUCAGUUUCCGCCGGACCGGCUGGAACACAAAGCAGAGCCCAGUGUGGACACUGACAGCGAUUACUGGAGUUUGGAAUCGGACCGUGACUCCGUCACCGACGACCCGUUUGAGGAGUUUCUCUGCGCCGAUGUGAUGCAGCUGGUUGAGCAGAGCCUGAGCGAGGCCAAGCGCGGUGCCCUUCGCUGCUUCAAGCUCCUCAUCCCGGAGGAGCUGAGCGGCCAGGUGGCGGAGGAGCUGCUCCGGCUGGCAGCCAGCGAGCCCUGUGGCCUGCGGGGCGCCGUGCUGCACCUCAGCGUGGAGGAUGGCAACGUUUGCAAAGAUGUGGACCGGAUAGUGGUGGACGGCAGUCUGUCUCCCACCUUCGAGCUCGCCCUGGUGCUGAGAUUGGAAGCUGGUAUCUGGUCCAAGAUACAGGACCUCUUGACUUCGGGACCCUCCUUCACUCCCGGCUUUAGCCAAACACUCAGACUGAGCCCCAGGUUCCGGAUCAUUAAGAGAAAACUGUACAGUUCCAACGAGGUCUUGGUGGAAGAAUGCUGAGCUGGUGGUCACUGAGUGACUAGAACAACUGUUGGGGCAGAAAGUCUCCUCUUGGGGGGGAUCUGAUCUGGCCCCGGAACGAUCACAGGCUGAGCAAGUUUAAAGCGACACGUCGGCGCUCUGGGUGGGAACCUGCACUUGGAUGCCCUCCGCAAUCCGGAGUGUGCAGUGGCCAGUGUGGAGCCAGUUCUGCAUGGAGGGGACCUGUUUAGCAGUUUAAAAUGACAUGGUGCUAACUUGUGUAAAAAUGUAAAUACUACUUUGUGGGGACAGUGGGUCUGCCGGGCAGCCUACUUUUUUCACUGGCAUUGGAUAUGCAUACAAUACAGAAUUUUGAUACUUCGGUGCUAUUUUUAUUGUUUGUACUAAGUGAAUAAAAGAACAAACUUGGAAUCUU